AUGGUGUCACCCGUCGCCUGUGCACAGAAGCUGCUGUCUUUCUUCCCUUUCCUGCUGGUUCUGUUUGAUCUCCAAUAUGAAGGGGUGGCAUGUGGGAGUAACGUAGAUGUGGACAAGCAUCUUGAAAUGGGAAAAAAAUUACUAGCAGCUGGCCAGCUUGCAGAUGCCUUAUCUCAUUUUCAUUCAGCUAUCGAUGGAGAUCCAGAUAACUACCUUGCAUAUUACAGAAGAGCCACUGUGUUCCUGGCCAUGGGCAAAUCUAAAGCCGCAAUUCCUGAUUUAAGUCGAGUGAUUGAGCUGAAACCAGACUUCACAUCAGCAAGAUUACAAAGAGGACAGCUUUUUCUGAAGCAAGGAAAAUUGGAUGAAGCAGAAGAGGACUUUAGGAAAGUGCUAAAAUCUAACCCAAGUGAUCAAGAAGAGAAGGAGGCUACCUCUCAGUUGGCAAAGUCUGAUGAAAUUCAACGCAUGCGUUCACAAGGAGAAGCUGCCUAUGAUCAAAAGGAUUACACCACUGCAGAAAGCUUAUUCAACAUUGUUCUGGAGACUUGUGUGUGGGAUGCAGAGAUUCGGGAACUGCGAGCGGAGUGCUACAUCAAUCAGGGAGAGCUUGGAAAAGCCAUCACUGACCUGAAAGCUGCCUCUAAACUAAAGAGUGAUAACACUGGAGCCUUUUACAAAGUCAGCCAUAUAUACUAUGAACUGGGGGACCAUGAAAUGUCACUUAGUGAAAUUCGGGAGUGUUUGAAGCUUGAUCCAGAUCACAAAGAUUGCUUUGCUCACUACAAGCAAGUCAAGAAGCUAAAUAAACAGAUCCAGGCAGCUGAAGAACUCAUACUAGAAGAAAGGUAUGAAGAUGCCAUCACUAAAUAUGGAGCAGUGCUGAAAACAGAACCGAAUGUACCCUUUUAUUCUGCUCUAGUUCAGGAACGUAGAUGUCACUGUUACUCAAAAAAUCAGCAGUCCAAUGAAGCCAUUAGAGAAUGUACAGAAUUCCUGCAAAAGGAGCCCGAGAAUGUAAAUGCUCUGAAGGACAGGGCGGAAGCUUAUAUACAAGAAGAAAUGUAUGAAGAAGCUAUUCGGGACUAUGAAACUGCACAGCAGCACAGUGAUGACAAAGCGAUCAGAGAGGGUCUAGAGAAAGCACAAAGGCUUCUGAAGCAAUCUCAAAAAAGGGACUACUACAAGAUCUUGGGGGUAAAAAGGAAUGCCAAAAAACAGGAAAUCAUAAAAGCUUACAGAAAGCUGGCACAGCAGUGGCAUCCUGAUAACUUCCAAGAUGAGGAGGAGAAAAAGAAAGCAGAGAAAAAAUUCAUUGAUAUUGCUUCUGCUAAAGAAGUCUUAACAGAUCCAGAAAAGAGGAGCAGAUUUGAUGCCGGUGAAGAUCCAUUGGACCCAGAGAGCCAGCAAGGUGGAGGAGGUGCCCACUUUCAUCGUGGAUGGAACCAGUGGCAGGGAUUCAAUCCAUUUGGCUCAGGAGGGCCAUUCGGUUUUAAAUUCAACUUCAACUAG
This is a messenger RNA of Staurois parvus, 1512 nucleotides long. NCBI's taxonomy places the organism in Eukaryota, Metazoa, Chordata, Amphibia, Anura, Ranidae. The record is from the annotation of a GenBank genome assembly.